UGUCAAUGGUGUAAACUGAGAAAGAGAGAGAGAGAGAGAGACCUCAGUGUCUGGUUUCGGCGUUUUUCCUCCCCCCACCAUAAAAAUCGUGACAGUAAAAAUCCUCCAGAGUCGCGGGGCUGCAGUCGGCUCGGUUCAACUGUAUUUUGGGGGGGGGCUCUUUCGGGAGUGGGGGGGUUCGGGUCACAGAUCUCCGAGGUUAUGAGCCGUCCGAAGCCGCGUCGGUGCGUCGCUGUCCAGGGUCCUGAGUGAGACGGAGCCAUCGGGCGACCACGGAGCCUGACAUAACCCGGUGAGUGAGUUAAAAAGCUCGGGAGCCAUGGAGUUGAGGGUAGGGAACAAGUACCGUCUUGGGAGGAAGAUAGGGAGCGGAUCCUUUGGAGAUAUUUACCUCGGCUCCAACAUCGCUACAGGAGAGGAAGUAGCCAUCAAACUGGAAUGUGUGAAAACCAAACAUCCACAGCUUCACAUCGAGAGCAAAUUUUACAAGAUGAUGCAGGGCGGAGUGGGGAUCCCGUCUAUUAAGUGGUGCGGAGCGGAAGGCGACUACAACGUCAUGGUCAUGGAGCUGCUGGGCCCCAGUCUGGAGGACCUGUUCAACUUCUGCUCCCGCAAGUUCAGUCUGAAAACGGUCCUCCUGCUGGCCGACCAGAUGAUCAGUCGGAUUGAAUACAUCCACUCCAAGAACUUCAUCCACAGAGACGUGAAGCCUGACAACUUCCUGAUGGGGCUCGGCAAGAAGGGCAACCUGGUCUACAUUAUCGACUUCGGCCUGGCCAAGAAAUACCGUGACGCCCGAACGCACCAGCACAUCCCUUACCGUGAGAAUAAGAACCUUACCGGCACCGCCCGCUAUGCCUCCAUCAACACCCAUCUGGGGAUCGAGCAGUCGAGGCGAGACGACCUGGAGUCCCUGGGCUACGUACUCAUGUACUUCAACCUGGGCUCCCUGCCCUGGCAGGGCCUCAAGGCUGCCACAAAAAGGCAGAAGUAUGAACGCAUCAGUGAGAAGAAAAUGUCCACCCCCAUCGAGGUGCUCUGCAAGGGAUACCCCUCUGAGUUUUCCACUUACCUGAAUUUGUGUCGCUCCCUGCGGUUCGACGACAAGCCAGACUACUCCUACCUGAGGCAGCUCUUCAGGAACCUUUUCCACAGACAGGGCUUUUCCUACGACUACGUCUUUGACUGGAACAUGCUGAAGUUUGGGGCCAGCAGGACCGCAGAGGAUGGCGAGAGAGAGAGGAGGGAGGGAAAGGAGGCGGAGGAGCGAGCAGGAGGAGGCCAAAGAGGAGCUGGAGGUCGAGCUCUACCACCUGGUCCGAACCCUUCAGCAGCCAACAGAGUCAGGAACGAGGCAGACGCUGCUCCCUCCAACCCGGCUACGCGUGGGGUCCAGCAGUCAGGAAACCGCUCUCCUCAGGCGGGGAGAGCAGAGCGAGCCGAGCGAGAGAGGAAGGUGGCCAUGAGGCUUCACCGCGGGGCGCCCGCCAACGUCUCCUCCUCCGACCUGACCGCACGCCUCGACCAAUCACGCAUCACUGCCUCACAGGUCAGUGUGCCGUUUGAACAUCUGGCAAAGUGAGGUCCUCCUGGCUGGCCUGCAGGUUAGUGGCAGCAGCUGCAGGGUAUCAAAUACCCCUUACUUUUCAAAUGGAUGAAUGAAAACAUGAAUGAGUGGAGGAGAACAAGAGGAGCAGGAGGAAGCGUUUCUGACCCUCGAAGAGGGGAUGGAGGCCAUUCGUGUGUCUGUCAGGAAGCUGUGUGAACAGUGGGGACCGGGAAGAGCAUGAUGAUAGAAACCAGCGGGACAAACAAACUCUUGGCUGGAACUGGAUGCUCCAGCUUUUAGGGAUGUGACCAGAGGGGGGAGGGAGGAGUGGGUGAAACUACACACUGGACCCACCUCUCCUUCACACAUAUUCACCUGUCCAUCGACUCAACUUGCAGAAAAACAUCAAAGUGCACAAAACGGACUAAAUUUCAGUUAUUCUGUGGUUUACACCUGUGAUAAAAUCAUUUGAAACAAAAAUCAACCAUCAACCUGAUAAUGUUUGAGAGCUACAUCCACUGCUUAUGGUGUUCUUGGUUAUAAAUAAAUAUGUCAACAAGUAUGGAGAUGAACAUAAAACAAAAGUGUAUUCAGGCCUAUCACAGAUGCGACAGGAGAAUGCUUGGAAAUGGAUCAAAGAGAGGAUCAGAGGAGGAGGAAUGAAUUAGAGAGACUGCGGGGAGAUUUUGUGAGUGGGAGCGAGGCUGCUUUUUGUCAACAAGUGUCGGUGUCUGUCUGUGCGUUAUUGUCUUAACUGUUUGUUUUGCCUUUUAGAUUUGCUUCAGAGAGCCUGAGGAAUGGAGGAGGGAAAGGUUACUGUGUAUGGUGAAUUACCCAUGAAUCAUCACAAAAGACUUGUCCCCUGACUAAAACUUUCUCUUCUUCAGCACACACUUGUUACUGUUUUACCUACGAAAGCCUAACAAGAAAAACAUGCUCAUUGAAUGUGGAAAGAGAAGAAAGAGGAGGAAAACCGCUUUGAGUUGAGGACAGAUUAAAAGGGAUUGAGGAUUGUAUGAUAUGAAAAAGCCCAAAUCCAACUUGUACCUCCAGGUCUGAAAAAGACUUGAGAAAGUUAUACAACAUUGGUGGUUUGUUCUUUACUUUUGCUUUUCUAAUAUAUGUAAAAAUGUGUAGAUACAUUUUGCCAGAAUGUGACUGGUUCUUUGAAGAUGGGGCUGGA
Etheostoma spectabile (orangethroat darter) is the source of this 2732-nucleotide messenger RNA. It is a transcript of the gene csnk1e, whose product is annotated as casein kinase 1, epsilon. Lineage: Eukaryota; Metazoa; Chordata; Actinopteri; Perciformes; Percidae. The record is from RefSeq and is a predicted model, not a curated record. The transcript has 11 exons. Gene Ontology annotation, biological process: protein phosphorylation. Gene Ontology annotation, molecular function: ATP binding; protein kinase activity. The coding region runs from base 320 to 1582 and encodes 420 amino acids.